Messenger RNA from Leucoraja erinaceus (little skate), 1904 nucleotides. It is a transcript of the gene isl2a, whose product is annotated as ISL LIM homeobox 2a. Gene Ontology annotation, biological process: axonogenesis; positive regulation of transcription by RNA polymerase II; neuron fate specification. The coding region runs from base 73 to 1185 and encodes 370 amino acids. Gene Ontology annotation, molecular function: DNA-binding transcription factor activity, RNA polymerase II-specific; cis-regulatory region sequence-specific DNA binding. The record is from RefSeq and is a predicted model, not a curated record. The transcript has 6 exons. Lineage: Eukaryota; Metazoa; Chordata; Chondrichthyes; Rajiformes; Rajidae. Gene Ontology annotation, cellular component: nucleus.
GUUAACCCCAAAUAUUUGUUGUCAGGCAUCCCAACAGUUUGCUCCUGAUCUCUCACCGCAGUUUUAACACUUAUGGUUGUUGGAAUCGCUCUUUUAUUCCCGUUCUGCAUGGUGGAUAUUAUUUUUAACUCACCUUUCCUCGGAAGUAUGGGAGACCAUUGCAAAAGGAAGCAUGGAGUAGCCCUGUGCGUAGGGUGUGGAAGUCAGAUCCACGACCAGUACAUCCUUCGUGUUUCCCCGGAUCUUGAGUGGCACGCCGCGUGCCUCAAGUGCGCUGAGUGCAGUCAAUACUUGGAUGAAAGUUGCACUUGCUUCGUGAAAGACGGCAAGACUUACUGCAAAAGGGAUUACAUUCGGCUGUUUGGGACAAAAUGUGCCAAGUGCAAUCUGACUUUUAGUAAGAAUGAUUUAGUAAUGCGGGCCCGGAACCGGGUCUAUCACAUCGAGUGUUUCCGCUGUGUGGCGUGCAGCCGGCAGCUCAUCCCCGGCGAUGAGUUCGCCCUCAGAGACGACGAGCUAUUCUGCCGAGCCGAUCACGAUGUGGUGGAGAGGGGAUCGGUCGGGGGAGACUCUCUCAGUCCUGAGCCGACCAGCAGGUCCCUCCAGAUGGCAGCAGAACCCAUUGCGGUCCGCCAGCCACCACUACGGUCUCACGUUCACAAGCAGCAGGAGAAGACUACCCGAGUGCGGACUGUGUUGAACGAGAAACAGCUCCACACGUUACGGACCUGCUACGGGGCCAACCCACGGCCGGACGCUCUGAUGAAGGAGCAGCUGGUCGAGAUGACCGGCCUGAGCCCCAGGGUCAUCCGUGUCUGGUUUCAAAACAAACGCUGCAAGGACAAAAAGAAAACUAUAUUUAUGAAACAGAUGCAACAGCAACAAAACAGUGACAAAACCAGCCUGCAGGGUUUGACCGGGACCCCAAUGGUGGCCGCCAGCCCCAUCCGACACGACGGCUCCAUGCAGGGCAACGCUGUGGAGGUCCAGUCGUACCAGCCACCUUGGAAAGCACUCAGUGAGUUUGCACUGCAGAGCGACCUGGAUCAGCCAGCCUUCCAGCAACUGGUAUCUUUUUCGGAAUCGGGUUCCUUGCCGAACUCGUCUGGAAGUGAUGUGACCUCCCUGUCCUCGCAGUUACCGGACACCCCGAACAGCAUGGUGCCCAGCCCGGUGGAUACGUGAACAAGAGCGAGUUGCCCCCGGGCCCGGACGCCGCAUGUUCCCACAUAAAACCCCGCAUGAACAGAGCGAAUCUCCGGGCAACAACAACGACCGCUCCCCCCCCCACCCCCGGGCUAUGGGGGUUUGUUUUCUACACGCAUCUCCCUCUCUGCAGGAGGAGAAGGUUCGCAAAGACUGCCAAACACCAAGAUUUAAAAAAAACCCGCACAUGGAUUUUUGUUCUUUUGAAAAAAAAAACUGCCAUCGCUCAACUCACGAGUUGUAAAUAUUUUACAUCGAAGCCAAAAUUAGGUUUUUAGGACUCGAGACAACGGUGAAAAAAAAGAGGAGAGAGAGAAAGGGGGCAUCGUCGGACGGGGCGAGAAGGGGAAAUGGAUGUUUUAAUUGAUGCACAAGGCUGUUGGGACUUAACUUCUCUCGACUCUGGCUGGAAAAAGUUUUGCUGCUCGUCGGAAGUUGUGAGAACGGGGUGUCUCUCACCGAGUUCCCCCACUCCCCCCACACACACACACACACACACUCUCCACCCACCCCUUGAGUUUCAGCCCCUCUCUCACUCGGCGCCCAUCCCUAGAGAGAGAGAGACAGAGACAGAGACAGAGACAGAGAGAGACUCCCCCCCCCACACACUCUCCACCCAACCCUUGAGUUCCAACCCCUCUCUCACUCCACCCAUCCCUCGAGAGAGACAGAGAGGGAGACAGAGACAGAGAGAGACC